AUGGACCAGGACCAGUUCCGCUCCGCCGCGCAUUCGGUAGUGGAUGAGAUUAUCCGGUACUUCGACAGCCUGCCGUCGCAGCAGGUCCUGCCGGACAUCGAGCCCGGCUAUCUCAAGGGCCGGCUGCCCGCAUCCGCACCGCAGGAAGCAGAGCCAUGGAGCCAGAUACAGGCGGACAUUGAGACGCUGAUCAAGCCGGGCGUUACUCACUGGCAGUCGCCCAACUUCAUGGCCUUCUUCCCGGCGAUUGUGACAUACCCGAGCAUCCUGGGGGAGAUGUACUCGGCCGCAUUCAACGCCCCGGCCUUCAACUGGCUGUGCUCGCCCGUCGUCACCGAGCUCGAGAUCGCCGUCAUGGACUGGGUGGCAAAGGCCCUGGGCCUGCCAGACUGCUUUCUCAGCACCUCCGCGACCCGGGGCGGCGGCGUGAUCCAGGGCAGCGCGAGUGAAGCCGUCAUCACCGUCAUGGUGGCUGCCCGGGAACGCUAUGCGAGCACCAUGGCCAGGGCCGAGGGGCUGGACGAAGGCUCCGAGCAGUGGGAGGACCGGCUGAUAGAGAUCAAGUCGAAGCUGGUCUCGCUGGGCAGCGACCAGGCCCAUAGCUGCACGGCCAAGGGAGCCCGGAUCGUGAGCACCAGACACAGGACUGUGCCGACCCGGCUGAAGGACGACUUUGCCAUGACCGGGGAUGCGUUGCGGGAGGUGCUGGAGAAGUGUGAGAGGGACGGGUUGAUGCCCUACUACCUAACAACCACACUGGGCACCACCAGCACCUGCGCCACGGACAGGUUCGCCGAGAUCAAGGCCGUCCUGAACGAGCGGGAGUCGUGGAAGAGGAUCUGGGUUCAUGUCGAUGCUGCCUACGCCGGCGCAGCGCUCAUCUGCGAUGAGUACCAGUAUAUCACCAAGGACUGGAGCGAGGGGGUCGACAGCUUCAACUUCAACAUGCAUAAGUGGUUGCUCGUCAACUUCGAUGCUAGCUGUUUGUUCAUACGCAACCGGGUUGACCUGACCUCAGCCCUGGAUAUCACUCCUCACUAUCUCCGGAACCCUCAUUCUGAUGCCGGCGCAGUGACAGACUACAGAAACUGGCAGCUCCCGCUGGGACGACGGUUCCGCUCUCUCAAAAUCUGGUUCGUCCUGCGCUCAUACGGCAUCAAGGCCAUGCAAGCCCAUAUCCGCAAAGGCGUAGAUCUGGGCAAGACAUUCGCCGGCUUCGUCCGGAACCAGCCUGAUUUGUUCGAGCUGGUCACUCCCCCAGCCUUUGGGCUGACCGUCUUCCGUGUCACUGAAGCUGCGGCUCAGCGGGUUGCUGGAGGUGACAGCAAUUCCGUCACCCGCGAGGUGUACGAGCGUGUCAAUGCCGGCAAGGAGGUCUUCCUUACUUCCUCCGUUGUGGGAGGAGUGUAUGUCAUUCGAGUGGUGAGCGUCAACGAGUUGGCAGGAGAGAAGUAUGUGAGAAACGCAUUUGAUAUACUCGUUCGAGUGACCAAGGAAGUUCUAGAUAACCAGUCGAGCAUCGGAGAGGUGAAGAACUGA
Nannizzia gypsea CBS 118893 is the source of this 1539-nucleotide messenger RNA. Its product is annotated as aromatic-L-amino-acid decarboxylase. Lineage: Eukaryota; Fungi; Ascomycota; Eurotiomycetes; Onygenales; Arthrodermataceae. Bases 1 to 1539 code for a protein of 512 amino acids. Gene Ontology annotation, molecular function: carboxy-lyase activity; pyridoxal phosphate binding. The transcript has 3 exons. The record is from RefSeq and is a predicted model, not a curated record. Gene Ontology annotation, biological process: amino acid metabolic process.